GGAAGAGGAGGAGGAGGAAAAAGAGGAGGAGAAAGAGGAAGGAGGAAGCGUCAAAGACAUUAACGAAAAAGCAGAAAAAUGCAUAGAAGCAGAGGAUACUGGAAAAACACAGGAGCCUCAGCAGGACGAUUACGUCAUCCCGCUGGCUGUGCCUUCCACAGUUGCCGGCGAGAUGAGUCACCCUCUGGCGACGGCGAGAAAUGCGAAGACCCAGGAAUCGCGCGUCGACGACGACGAGGAGGAGGAAGACGAAGACGAGGAGGAGGACAUGCUGGCGAAGGAGUCCGAGGAAGGAUCCGACUCCAGCGACUCGCAGUACGCGAGCAUGAGCGAGUCGUCGUCCACGCCCACCACUCCAGCGGGCGAGCCUUCCGACGCCCACGAAGCGAGCGCGCCCACGCAGCCCCCUUCCUCCACCAGCAUCUCCGGCGACGCCCCUGGCAACACGAGCAAGGGCGAAGAGCAGGAGGAUAAGGGAGUUGACAGCGCGGACAAUAGCGCCUCCUUGGACAGCAACAUGACAGACAGCAGAAUCACAGACAGCAGCAUCACGGACAGCAUGACCACCGAAAGCAGCCAAGCAAGCACGGACGCCGGCGAGGGCUCCGCCGCCGCCGCCGCCGCCGCCAGCCCCGCGGACUCGACCAGCAUCAUGCAGGGCUACGUCAUGGUGCCCAUCCUCACGCCCUACUACGACCCGUCGGUCAUCUACGGAUACCCGGUGGUCGUGGCUGACCAGCAGCAGCAGCAGCAGCAACUACACCAACAGCAGCAACAGCAACGGAACUACAGCAAGAGAAAGAAGAAGAAAUACCAGCGCCGCCGCCAGGCCGAGUCCGCAUCUGGAGGCUACCUGGACCCCCACCUGUACACGGGGGAGCCCUUCGUGGCCACGCCCGGCGGAUACGUGGUGCCGUUGGACCCCGCUUCCGUGUGCCACGUGCACGGCCUUCCGUACGUGCCACAGCCCUUCCCCGCCCACGCCCCCCUGCCCCACCAGGCGCACGACGAGGGCUUCGUGUCCGUGCAGCACUCGCCGUACCUUCCCGAGGCCGUGCCUCCUCCGGGGGGCGAGCAGGCGCAGCAGGCGGGGGGAACGAGCGGCGACGACGCCUCCAAGACGGUCUUCAGCGACCUGCAGGAUACGGAGCGGCGACAGAUCCAAGAAAUCCUGCAGGAUCGGGCGAAGGUCGGGAAGUCGGACUCGACCGAAUCCUCGGAUUCCGGGGUUUCGGAGUCUGAGGAAACGGCGGCCACUGAGCUGUCCUCGGACGAGUUGGAGGCCCGCGAGCGGCGGACCUCGCGCGAACAGGGCGCGGCGGCCGAGCAAGGCGACCCUGCCGGCGAGGAGACAGCGGCGGCUUCUUCGGAUGCCUGUCAGUUUCAGGAAACUUUAAAAAACGAAACAUGUAUUAAUGCUCAACUUGACUUAUCAGAAGUUUCAUCGUCCGACGACACCCUUUCAGCAACAGCAGAAAAUACCGCAGAAACUGUUUCGUUAACGGCGAGCGACGACAGUUGCCCGAAGGUUGCGGAACAGUGUGACGCAAGCGGCGCCGAGGAGCUGCUCUCACAAACUCCUGUGAGCUGUGAAGAUGCGAGUGAUGUCUGCAGAAGUACGCAAGUGUCAGCGCCGGUAACUGACAUCACUGACGCUGAAAGUUGCACGACGUUGGCGCUCGCUGACAGUGCAGAGUUAGAAAGUGUUUGUGCAAGUCCUGUGUCCGGUGCGGAGUCUGAAGUUACUGAAAAGGAGGAGGAAAAAUUUUGUGGUGUGAGUACCGAUGUCGACAUUCAGAGUUCCAAAAUUAGUUUUACAGAAUCAAAUGAUAUUUUUGACAGCGCUGAUGCUCACAAAAUAGGCGAAAAUCAUAAAUGUUCUGAAUUGAUAGAGGAAAAAGAUAAAGUAACUACUACAGAGAAAUCCUUAGAAUUAGCCACAGAAGAUUCAGCAGAUGGUGAAGUACACUGUAAGAGCAUUGCAGAAGUCUCAUUCAGUAAUGAAACUAGUGACGUCUGUGUCGAAAGCAAUGUCGAGUCAGUUUGUGAUUUUUUAACUAAGGGUGCUGAGGCUAACCUUAAGUGUCAGGGUGAGGUAGCAGUCAGCAGUGAGCCUGACAUCAAAUGUUCUAAGAUUUCUGCUCAGGAGUUGGAAAUUGCUCAAGACUCUCCUAUUGUUCCAGGAAACACAAAUCUAUGCGACAUUAGUGUUGACUCGAGAACAGAAGGUGCUGUGAAUGACGGAGGGACUAGAGAGAGCAGUAUAGAUCGCGAUAGUUUAAAAGAUUUGAAGGUGACCGAAGCCGUGAAGAGGUGGAUUAGGGAAGUCACUCCUGAGAAGGCUUUUACCCUCUCCGAGGAGGUACAGAGCCUCCUCCUGGCCGAACAAGAGCUCGACGACGAGCUGGACACAGAAGACGAGUACAUAGAAGACGAGAUCUCAGAGGAAGCUAAAGCAAUUGUUAUGGAUCCAAAAAACGUGGAAGGCAACCCUUUUGUUGCAGCCUCCAGUGAUGCCCUGAAAUCGGACAUGGAGAGCUGCAGCAAAAGGGUUGCUUCCUGCAGCAGGUCAAGGGGGACCACUCCCGAGACUUUUGAUGAGUACGAUGGCGCCAGCACCAUCAGUAACCUCAGUUUCGACCGCCUGUAUUCCGAGGCAUCGUCCAGCCGCCCGGCCUCUACCAAUCAUAGCUUUGACGAAGAGGAGAUCGAGAAAUACUCUGGAAACCCCGAAAUCUACAACCCAGUAGCAUAUGCGAAAUACUACCAGCUAGGCAUUGAGGUUGACGAGACCACCCCCGUCGCCACGCCCCUCCCGGGAAGCGGCAGCAGGACCAGAGACGCAACGCCGGCGGCCGAGGCUCACUCGGAAGCCGGAAGUGACUGCGGGUCUGAGGAGGUGGAGACAGUUCCCCACAAGUACGACGUGGCUCAGCGGCACUCGGAGGCGUCCCCGAUGUCCCUCGCCACGGAGAUCCUGAAGGCAGAGAAGCUGCUAAAUAACAUGGCUCACAUCACCGGCACUCCGCACGAGGCGGCAGCAGCGGAAGAGCGCUUCGGGAAUCCAGAUAUUUUUCUAAAGCAUUUCAGAACAGGCCUACACGGUGAAGUAGGGGAUAGUGGAGUCCAGUCAGAGGAGAGCAGUGAUGAAACUGAAGCUCGAAGUACUGUUGGCAGCAGUGGUGUUGGCUCAUCACUCGCCUCCACACCAGCCAUUUCCCCAGCACACCACACCAAUGGCAGGCCGCCCCUUCAGCCGCACCCACUGAAAAACUUGAGUGUUGGAGAGGGUCCUGUGCCCUGCAGGACAGUUUGCUGUGCUGUCAUGUGAGCAUCCUGCGGUGUAUACUGUGGGUUUUGUUCCAUCAUAUUAACCCUGUGGCUUGGAAGGCAGGCAAAGGGGGCACUUCUCCCGCCUCCGCCCGCUUGUGCCUUACAGGGAGACUCCUGGGUGGGGGACUACCCAGACACUGAGGGUACAACGCUUAAACUGCUGUGAACUGCGGCCCCGUGGGUCACAUGCUCACUUGUAAUCUGUAGGUGCACAUUACUGUGAAAAAGACAGUGUGUGUGCGCAAAUGUGUGUGUGUGUGUGUACGUUGGACGUAAAUCGAGUAGUGAGUCCGUGCAAGGUUGCUGUAGGAUAGAGUCAUCGAGUCACGCAAGAGCCGUGCUUUUGGUGCUAUGGUCAGUGGGGUCGAGAGCCCUCACGGCCUCACAUGGGUUGCACUGCACUUGAAGCCUGUAGGCCUGUUAGGGGUCGUUGCCCACGCCCCCGCAACCACUUUCGCCUCCAUAAGGUGUCGUUGCACCUGCAGGUGUGUGGGCGUGAGAUUGAGUCACAUCACCCAGAAUCGCUUCAUUCUCAUGCAAUGUCAUUGUGAUAGGUAUAGUGAACCCUAUAGAUAGCUGUUAUUUAUUUUUAGACAUGUGAUGUUUUAGUCGUUAUUAUAGAGAUGUUAUACCCUUGUGCAUUUAGAUGUCAUUUGGGUAGUGUUUAUAGUAGGUAUCAUAUUUUGUUGCAAAAGAGCAUAGUUGUAGGUGGGCCAGGUGCCCCACAUGGGUACACAGGCUGGGACAACAUGGGACUUGUUCAAGAGAGUGUGGACCUGAUCCAAAUAUAUCAGUGUUAUGCUUGACAAUUUUUUUCCUCGUCACUAAAAUUCAUAACCAUGUCCUCAGAGAAAUUUACUGUUAUGUUCCCCCAAGCCUAGCUACCCAUCAUCCUUUUAUGUUGUUAGAAAAGCUGCUUCUUAAGACUGCAGCUUCCACAUCACCUUCGACGCCUAUUUUGUUGCAACUGUUGGAUGUCAACGGAGACCCAUUGCUGCAUAACGUUAAGUUGCUUAGUGCACAGCAAUAGUUUGACUAUGCACGUCACUUGAUCUGUUAUGGUUAUUAUUAAAGGGUAAUAUUGUAACUAAUAGUCUCCCAUGGAUUAGAGAGAGAGAAGCUUGAUUAUUGUUAAACAACGAAUUGUGCGAAAUGGUUGUUUGUGUAAGACAUAGCGAGUUUGAGUUGUUGUUUGUUAUAGCCUAUAUACAAUGGAACUAAAGUUCACCUAUUUUUGCUGAUACCUGUUUCCAGGUUUUUACCUCUUGUUGUACGGUAAAUGAAUUGCUGACCAAAAUGCACUCUUGUUUGCAUAUCUUCAGCCUUUGUGAGCAAUGGACUUUGAUCCUUUUGCCUCUGUGACUUAAGACUGUGGCAGCUUAAAUGAAGUACCUUGGCUGUGUUAAAGAUGUUAUUUCAUAAUUACAAAUCAUAAUUUCCAUUAUUUUUCCCAGAGAUAAACCAGAGACCAACAAUUUCGUUGUUUGUCAAUUUCCACUGUUGCCAUGUUACUUAUAUAUUCCAUAGACAAGAAAUGGCUGCACCCUCUAUGGUACCGCCAAGGAUGUUGGAUUGUUAUUUUCUUUUUGUAAAUAUAGAUUCAAUAAAAAAUUGUUGUAUUUA
Molecule: messenger RNA, 4956 nt
Organism: Penaeus vannamei (Pacific white shrimp)
Lineage: Eukaryota; Metazoa; Arthropoda; Malacostraca; Decapoda; Penaeidae
Source: RefSeq, a predicted model, not a curated record